AUGACUCGUCUGUAUAAAUUGUCCUUGCUGGUAGCCCUAGGCUCGCUGGUCUUUGCUAGCCAAGAUGCCUUCCAAUCAAAAUGUGUCAAGUUUGCUGGUCAAAUCGACAUUCCCAAUGUCAAAGUCAACUUUGUCGAGUUUGUGCAGGGAGGCACCAACUUGUCCUUGGCAGACAACCCAUCUAGCUGCGGUGCGUCGAGUCAGGCUGUCUCGGUAGACAUGUGCCGAGUAGCCAUGGCCGUGUCGACCUCAAAAACCAGCGAGAUCACGCUAGAGGCUUGGUUCCCUCGUGACUAUAAAGGCCGUUUCUUAAGCACUGGAAAUGGCGGUAUCUCAGGGUGCAUUCAAUAUUACGACCUCGCAUACACUGCACAACUAGGGUUUGCCACCGUUGGAGCCAACAACGGACAUAAUGGUACCUCAGGAGAGCCUUUCUACCGCCGCCCUGAGGUCAUUAAAGAUUAUGCAUACCGUUCUGUUCAUACUGGAGUUGUAAUAGGCAAGCAGCUCACCAAGAAAUUUUACGAUGAGGGCUUCAAAAAGAGCUACUAUCUCGGAUGCUCGACUGGUGGCCGCCAAGGUUGGAAAUCUGUUCAAAAAUAUCCUAACGACUUUGACGGGGUGGUUGCCGGUGCCCCUGCUAUCAAUCUGAUUAACCUGUUUUCGUGGAGCGCAAGCUUCUAUCCCAUCACUGACUCCCCAAAUUCCGACACGUUCCUCACCACAGCUGAAUGGAAGAUCGUUCAUGAAGAGAUUCUCCGCCAGUGUGAUGCCAUUGAUGGCGCCAGAGAUAGAAUCAUCGAGAAUCCCGAUCUCUGUCGUCCUAUCUUGGAAACAUUGACCUGUGACCCCAGGGCCACAAACAGAACAAGUUGUCUUAGCAGCGCCCAAGUCAACACCGCCCAGAACGCGCUUUCGCCAUUAUAUGGAAUUAAUGGAACCCUGCUCUACCCCCGUAUGCAGCCUGGCUCUGAAAUUCUCGCCGCACCGAUAAUGUACAAUGGUAAACCAUUCCAAUACAGCGAAGACUGGUACCGUUACGUCGUCUACAAUGACCCGUCCUGGAGCGGAGCCAACUUCACAGUGAAAGAUGCUGCUGUUGCUCUCGCCCAAAACCCUUACAACAUUCAAACCUGGGAUGGCGAUAUAUCUUCCUUCAAGAAGACUGGAGGCAAAAUCCUGCACUACCACGGCCUCCAAGACGAGCUGAUUAGCUCCGAGAACUCAAAAAUGUAUUAUUCCCAUGUUUCAAAAACUAUGAAACUCCCUCCCACCAAGUUGGAUGAAUUCUACCGCUUCUUCCCGAUCAGUGGUAUGGGCCAUUGCGGUGGCGGCGAUGGUGCCUAUGGUAUUGGUCAGGGACUCCGUUCUUACGAUGGAAACAAUCCCGAGGACAAUGUGCUUAUGGCCAUGGUUCAGUGGGUUGAGAAAGGCAAAGCACCAGAGACUGUUCGUGGUGCCAAGUUCUCCAACGGCCCUGGCUCUAAGGUCGAGUAUAAGCGGAAACACUGCCGCUGGCCUCGGCGCAAUGUGUUCCAGGGUCCCGGGAACUAUACCGAUGAGAACGCUUGGCAUUGUGUUUAG
Penicillium vulpinum is the source of this 1584-nucleotide messenger RNA. RefSeq names its product putative feruloyl esterase (gene faeB-2). The record is from RefSeq and is a predicted model, not a curated record. The transcript is spliced from 2 exons. Bases 1 to 1584 code for a protein of 527 amino acids. Lineage: Eukaryota; Fungi; Ascomycota; Eurotiomycetes; Eurotiales; Aspergillaceae.